Molecule: messenger RNA, 1175 nt
Organism: Archocentrus centrarchus (flier cichlid)
Lineage: Eukaryota; Metazoa; Chordata; Actinopteri; Cichliformes; Cichlidae
Gene: cetn3
Product: centrin 3
Exons: 5
Coding region: 136-639 (167 amino acids)
Cellular component (GO): myosin II complex
Molecular function (GO): calcium ion binding
Source: RefSeq, a predicted model, not a curated record
GCUGCUUGGUGACCAGCUACCAAUAGGAAACCUGAGUGUGAGCGCGGAUAAACGGAAUCGUUGUGUUUGUUGUGUUGUCGGCGGCGGCGUUUGUGUGUUUGGCAUUUUGUUUGCGGGGCUUUAAAUCCACACAGAAUGAGCGUGUCUUUGAGAACGGAGCUCGCAGCAGACAAAACCAAGCGUAAGAAGAGGAGAGAGCUCACUGAGGAUCAGAAACAUGAAAUCAAAGAAGCUUUUGAGUUGUUUGACACAGACAAGGACAAAGAAAUUGACUACCACGAGCUGAAGGUGGCAAUGCGUGCACUCGGCUUUGAAGUGAAGAAAGUGGAUGUUCUCAAGAUUCUUAAGGAUUAUGACAGAGAGGGAAAUGGCAAAAUAACAUUUGAGGACUUCAAUGAAGUUGUGACUGAUCGCAUCCUAGAGCGAGACCCAAAAGAGGAGAUCAUGAAGGCCUUUAAGCUGUUUGAUGAUGAUGAAUCAGGAAAGAUCAGUCUGAGGAACCUGAGACGCGUGGCUCGAGAACUCGGGGAGAACAUCAGCGAUGAGGAGCUCCGCAGCAUGAUCGAUGAGUUUGACACUGACAGAGAUGGUGAAAUAAACCAGGAGGAGUUCCUCGCCAUCAUGGGCGGAGACUCCUGAUGGGGGAUUUCUCUGUUGCUGAGGACUUCUUGGUUGGAUUGGUCGCCCACAUUGCAAGAAGUGACUUGACUGUCAACAAGGACACACGGCUUCCUCUGAAGCAUCUCAAGUGGACUGAAGUGGCUUCAUUGAGCCUGGGGGUUGUACUUGAUUCAUGACAUAACUGGACUGUGUGACAGGUUCAACAUCAGCCAAACACAUCUGUUAUUGAAGUUGAAGGUUAAGGUAUUGAUGUCGUGCUAGUCUUUAAAAUUAGCAAAGUGUUGUUGAGUUUUGGGUUUUUACUGUCUUUGUUAAAUGUUUAAUGUUUUUUGAGACCAUUUCACAGUUUCCUGUAAUUAUAUUGAAGAUCUGCUCACUUUUAUAAACACGUUCAGUUUCUGUUGGGAACAGAGACACGUGGAAGGAAGAUGUUGGUUUGCCAGAAGUGAGUGUAUAUCCUAGAGUAAAGGAGAACAUGUAUUAAUUAGUAAAUGGCCGUUUUGAAUGGUUCAUAUUUGACUGUUCUAUUUAUUUUUUACACAAUAAAUUGGUUU